This is a messenger RNA of Triplophysa dalaica, 1010 nucleotides long. RefSeq names its product DPY30 domain containing 2 (gene dydc2). Bases 141 to 866 code for a protein of 241 amino acids. NCBI's taxonomy places the organism in Eukaryota, Metazoa, Chordata, Actinopteri, Cypriniformes, Nemacheilidae. Gene Ontology annotation, cellular component: Set1C/COMPASS complex. The record is from RefSeq and is a predicted model, not a curated record. The transcript is spliced from 8 exons.
CACGCGUGCGCCGUUACCAUAGAGACUUGAGACCACAAACGGACUCAUCGUCUCGCAAACACAGUAUCGCGUCUGUGUGUAAUCUCGUCAAUAAAACACUGAAUAUUUGUGUAUGUGACACUGUGUUGAGUGUGUUUGAGAUGAUGGAUUCAGAGUAUGUGAGGAAGAGUUUGGGUCGAUGUCUCGCGGAGGGUUUGACCGAAAUCACUGAACAGAGACCACUGGAUCCCAUUGAGUUCCUCGUGCACUGGAUCCACAAAUAUAAACUCAACCAUGACGUCACGCAGCAGAGAUCCACCUAUCAGAGACAGUUAGAGGAUGAGAAGCGUCGCGGUCGAGAGGAAUCAGACCAUCAGAAACUCCUCCAGGAGGAACAGAAGGACAUCAGAGCUGAUUCUUCUGAUGUUAAAGAAGAGUCGGAACCUGUGAGAUCUAGCAGAGAUCCGUCUGAAGCUCAUGAGAGAGAUGAUCAGAUCAGGACAGAAAGCGCUCCUGACAUUCAGACGUCCACGGAUCCACAGAUGGAGGAAGUGGAUGAAGUGUCCGAGCGAUCAGAUGUGAUGAAUGACAGCCGUGCAGCAGAACAGGAGCUUCAUGAGGAUGACGCAGAUGGUGUGGAACAGACCUCUGAGAUCCCGAGCGAUCCAAAGGGUGAAAGUGAAGCGGACGGAUCUGAAGUGAAUCCAGUUGAAGAGAAUGAAGCACAAGAAGAGAAAUCAGAUGAAGGUUCAGACGAGAGACGGACAGAAACACAGGAUCUGAUGAAUCUGGAAACAGAUAGACCUGAGGCUGGAGAUGAUGACACAGUCACACCUGAGGAUUCAGCUCAACCUGUGGAACCAGAGGAGGAAGAGAAGAGAACCUGAGGCCAUCAUCACGCACAUUUACAUCACAUCUGUGUGUUUCUGUUGCUGUUCCUAAGAGAUAUUUAGUUUGACAUUAUCUGAUCUCACAAACUCUUUCAUUGAAAGCACUCGUUUACAAUAAACAUCUUACUGUCCUGUGAGGAA